This is a messenger RNA of Scylla paramamosain (green mud crab), 1877 nucleotides long. Its product is annotated as E3 ubiquitin-protein ligase TRIM32-like. The record is from RefSeq and is a predicted model, not a curated record. Gene Ontology annotation, molecular function: peptidyl-prolyl cis-trans isomerase activity; zinc ion binding. NCBI's taxonomy places the organism in Eukaryota, Metazoa, Arthropoda, Malacostraca, Decapoda, Portunidae. The coding region runs from base 131 to 1609 and encodes 492 amino acids. The transcript has 4 exons. Gene Ontology annotation, biological process: protein peptidyl-prolyl isomerization.
AAUCUGGUAGCUCAGUCCCCCUUCACCUCAGUGGAAGCACUCAACCCUUCAGGCUCAGCGCAGCCAAAUUUUGCCAGUGUGUUUGGUGGCACCCUGGCUCCUCGCCCGACCGCCCCGCCGCCGCCCCACCAUGUCAGCACUACCCACGGCCUCAGGGGCCUCAGGAGGACUUCGAGAGGCCAUGAGCUGCGAUGUGUGCUCUGAUGUGUACGAACAGGUCCUGCGCACACCACUCGUGCUGCCCUGUGGCCACACCUUCUGUCGUGCGUGUCUAACCGACAUCAGAAAGUCAGGUCGCUUCCAUUGCCCUACCUGCAGGGCGGGACACAACAACCUGCAGGUUGAGGCGCUCACCGUCAACUACUCCCUGCUCAAUAUUUUGCCUCUUUGCAACCAGUUUGAGUGUGACAAGUGUGCCACUCAUGGAGACGACCUCCGGUACUGGUGUGCCAACUGUGACCUGCCGCUGUGCAGCAUCUGCCUCUACUCGGGCCACCCUCAGGGCCACACUGUCAAACUGGCCCAGACAUUUGUUACGGAGAAAAAACAAACUCUUGAAGAAAAAAUAAAUGUGAUCUUCAGAAACAUUGAGGGUCAUAAAAAAGGUUUAAAGGCAGAUUUCAAUGUCUUAGACAAACGAGUGAAAAAGCUUCUUUACAGGAAUGCCUGCUUACAAAAUAUUGAGGGGGCUCUUCGGGACCUGCUGGCUGAUGUCAAGAAGGCGAACAACAUUACCUCAGUACUGUAUUUUGAAAAGUCGGUGGGAGAGUUCCACCUAAAGGAAAAGAACUUCUCUGGUGGGAUAGAGGCACAUUCUGGUAAGACUAAAGACUCGGAAGCUGCACUUAAAGAAAAGUCUAAUAGUAAAGAGGCUGAAGAAGCUGAAGGUGAACAUCCAGAAGCAGGUGAGGCUGAGGCUGCAGGUGCUGAGGCUUGUCAGCAGCAGCAGCAGUCACCAAGCCAACCAAAAGGUGAAUCAGCAGAGGAGUCACAAGAACUAACAGACGAGGCACAAGAGACAGCAGAGGAGUCAGAAGACACAGCAGAGGCCCCGCGCGCAGUGAUGGACUACCGCGACGGUCGCCUGCUGCUCCACACGCUGGCCGAGCCCGCCACCACGAGGCUGUCCCUGCAGGUGCCACGCGAAGUGUUCCUGGAGCUGGGUGUGGGUGACAGGUGCCUGGGUCGGGUCUACAUCAGGCUUUUCGGACAGCUGCGCCAGGCACAGCAAUUCAUGGCACUCUGCAUGGGCACGAUGGGACCAUCUUUCCUUGGGACCAGAGCCUCUGAGAAAGUGAGGAAUAUCAUCGUCUUUAAGUCUGCUGUGGAUAGAAACAGUCAGUCAUUCGCACAAGGCCUUCUGAUGGGUCUUGAGUGGGGCGGUCAACAUUCCAUGACAGAAACUGAGGGUCUUGUAGCAGGAAUGGCUGGAAACAAUGGGACUGCCUUUGGUAUCUGCACCCAAGGGCAGACCAAUGCUGGAAUGCAUGCUCCAUUCGGUGAGGUGGUCGCCGGCCUCGAGGUGGCGCAGGAUGCCUUCCAGCACAACCCAAUCACCGAGGUCACCAUCACUCGGUGUGGCCUCGUGCUGCCCGGCCUCUCGCAGUAACACACUCAGAUGCUCAUAGAUUCAUGUGAUGACAUUGUUUGUCUUAAGACGCAAGUGGCUGUUACAGAAUUUCAAUGGCUAAUAGUGCAUUAACUCUAGAGAAAAUUCGCUCGUAUAUUUUUCUUGCAGUUUUUGUAGUUUUUAGUUCUUAAGAUGUAAUGGGUAUAAUAUUAAUCCAAUAUUUUCUACACUUGAAAAAUAUAACACAAGGUGCAAAGGGAAAUUAACAGAAAAUAAACGCAAUUACACAGUAAAAAAACUUGUCUCA